Eurytemora carolleeae is the source of this 1529-nucleotide messenger RNA. RefSeq names its product phosphatidylinositol N-acetylglucosaminyltransferase subunit A (gene PIG-A). Gene Ontology annotation, biological process: GPI anchor biosynthetic process. Gene Ontology annotation, cellular component: glycosylphosphatidylinositol-N-acetylglucosaminyltransferase (GPI-GnT) complex. Lineage: Eukaryota; Metazoa; Arthropoda; Copepoda; Calanoida; Temoridae. The record is from RefSeq and is a predicted model, not a curated record. Bases 78 to 1472 code for a protein of 464 amino acids. Gene Ontology annotation, molecular function: phosphatidylinositol N-acetylglucosaminyltransferase activity. The transcript has 14 exons.
CUUUAACAUAAAUAUAAAUUUUACUUUUCAGAGUGAUAUGUAUAUUCGGACAUCGGCAGCAUUCCCUGUAAUAGAGAAUGGUGCACACCGUUUGCAUGGUGUCAGACUUUUUCUAUCCGAACAUGGGGGGAGUUGAGUCGCAUAUAUUCCAGUUGUCGCAAUGUUUGUUGGAAAGAGGACACAAUGUGAUUGUAAUCACACACUUCUAUGAUGACAGGGUUGGAGUUAGAUAUAUGACAAACUAUCUGAAGGUUUAUUAUCUACCCAUCCUUCCUUUUUACAACAAAUCUAUUUUACCAACAAUUAUUGGUUCUCUGAACUACCUUAGGAAAAUAUUCCUUGCAGAAAAAGUGACAAUUGUUCACGGACAUUCAGCCUUCUCUUCACUUGCUCAUGAAGCUCUUUUUAUUGCGAGCUUAUUAGAUAUACCUUCAGUGUUCACAGACCAUUCACUGUUCGGAUUCAGUGAUGCCAGCGCUAUUGUAACAAAUACAUUCUUAAAGUACUCGUUAUCCAACACUAGUCACACCAUCUGCGUCUCACAUACUGGAAAAGAAAAUACCGUACUCAGAUCGGGAGUAAAUGCUCAGGACGUAUCCGUGAUACCGAACGCAGUUGAUGCGGUCAAAUUCCGGCCAAAACAAUCUAAAACAACACUCAAGUUUAACAACCAACAACCUCCUAGUCACAAAAUUACAACAACACAACAACAAUCUACCAUUAAUACUGAGAAGAAAAGACUAAGAAUAGGAAAACUACCUGACGAAAAGGAUGAAACUAAACCUAUAACAAUUGUGAUAGGAAGUAGGCUAGUUUAUAGGAAAGGAAUAGAUCUGGUGGCCGAGCUUAUCCCACUUCUUUGUCGUCGUAAGUAUUGUGGGCGCCACGUCAACUUCUUGAUAGCUGGGGACGGUCCUAAGCGAAUUCUAAUUGAAGAAGUUAUAGAGAAAUAUAAACUACAAAGACGAGUAAAGAUGCUUGGAGAGCUUAAACACUCUGAUGUUAGAGACAAACUUUUGAUAAAAGGUGAUAUUUUUCUAAAUACAAGCUUAACUGAAGCUUUCUGUAUGGCCAUAGUUGAAGCAGUAGCUUGUGGACUCACUGUUGUUAGUACUAGCGUUGGAGGUAUACCUGAAGUGCUUCCAUCUAGGUUCAUAUAUCUAGUUGAUCCUAACCUAGACUCUAUACUACAGGGUGUAUACACUGGUAUACAGGCAGUGAUAACUGGCACACGGCCAAGUGCCACCGAGUGCAAUGAGUUUGUUCGGACAUCUUAUUGUUGGAGAGACGUUGCCAGGAGAACUGAAGUAGUUUACCAAUCUGUUUCUACUGGUUUGAAACCUUCUCUAGCUAGAAAGGUGAGGAACCUGUGGGACUGUGGACCUAUGGCCGGACCAUUUAUGGCAGUUUUAUAUCUUGCUCUUCAUUAUCUUCUUCUUUUAAUUAACUGGGUCUCCCCCAUCAAAAGAUAGCAUUUUCUGUAUGUUAAAUUGUUUUUAUAGAUUAAUACAUUUAAUUAGUAAUUAAUA